GUGUCGGCGGCCUCCACCAACUGGAUGAGCCGGAAGAUCAAGCAACUGGAGAACGAGAAUCAUCGCUUGGUGAGGCAGGCUGCCUUACAAAAGACAAGGGAAGCGACAUUCCGGUCUCACUUGCACAAGUUCUUCACUGCGGACCAACUGGCAGCUCUAUCGAGAUCCAGCAACAGGGGGUCCAAGUGGUCUAAUGAGACGGUGAAGAAGUCGCUGCAGAUGCGAUCUGCAUGUGGCAGCUUGGGCUACGACUUGCUACUGGAGGGGAGCUUCCCAUUGCCGUCGUCUAGAACUCUGGGGCGGCGGCUUGAAGGUGAGCACUGCCCUACGGGUCCUCAGUCACUCCACAGCCACUGCCCUGCACUUCCUGGUGGAGAAUCAUGGCUGGAGCACCAAUUUCCUCACCACGGCUUGGUUCUUGGAACAGAGGCACGAGACCCAUGUCCCCUCCAUGGUCAUCGGUUGCAGCUUUUGGGUCUGUCUCAUUUUAUUUCAUUGUAGUUGCAGACUUAAUUAUUGUCAGGUAUCUGUGUGUUAGUUCGUUUGCAGUAGACCUAACUGCCGCCAUUUCCUUUCCGUGAGUUAGUCUUUGUCGGACGCUCGUACUCAGUGUAACAGGUGCAAGGGCUGGGUUUUGUUGCU
Molecule: messenger RNA, 642 nt
Organism: Ixodes scapularis (black-legged tick)
Lineage: Eukaryota; Metazoa; Arthropoda; Arachnida; Ixodida; Ixodidae
Exons: 4
Coding region: 25-501 (158 amino acids)
Source: RefSeq, a predicted model, not a curated record